AUGGAUAGCUUGAUCACCCUCACCAAUCGCAUCGCGCCUCCACGCAACUUCACCCUGUUGUUGUCGUCUCCCGCCAAAGCACCGCUUAUUCUGGUGUACCCAAAGCCCGACUUGAUCAGCGGCAUACCAGACGGGGUAUUGGCGCUCAUUGCGCCGGUUGCAGCGUACUGGACGUACGCCACCAUAUUCCAUGUCAUCGACGUGUACCAGUUGGCUGAGAAGUACCGCAUCCACCCCAGCGAGGAGGAAGAGGCUCGCAACAAAGCACCACUCAGCGCCGUGCUCCAGGACGUGGUCAUCCAGCACAUCGUGCAAACCGUCAUCGGCUACUUGGUGUACCAGCUCGACGGACCUCCCGUCACCGGCUACGAGGUGUACCAGAUGUGGCGCAUCAAGCACAACUUCCUUCCUGCGUUUGUGCCCGACAUUGCAGUGUACUACGGGUACAUGUACGGGUGGUCAUUGGUGCGUAUCUGCGUGGCGUUUGUGUUCAUCGACUCGUGGCAGUACUGGUUGCACCGCUUGAUGCACACCAACCGCUACUUGUAUCGCCGGUUCCACUCGCGCCACCACCGCUUGUAUGUGCCUUAUGCAUUCGGCGCACUCUACAACGACCCCGUCGAAGGUUUCUUGUUGGACACCGCCGGUACCGGCCUCGCCUCCAUCCUAUUGGGGUUAUCUCCCCGUGAGUGCAUUGUCUUGUACACCUUCGCCACAUUGAAGACGGUAGACGACCACUGCGGCUACCGCUUGCCCUACGACUUGUUCCAGGUCAUUUUCCCCAACAACUCCAUCUACCACGACAUCCACCACCAGAGCUGGGGAAUCAAGCACAAUUUUUCACAACCAUUUUUCACGGUUUGGGACUAUUUCUUCGGCACCCAGUACCAGUUCACCAAGGAGUACAAGGAGCAGCAGCAGCGUAUCACGCUUGCCAAGUACAAGGAGUUUUUGGCUUCCAAGACAGCCAGAAAAACCGAGACCAAGAAGGAGAUCUAA
Molecule: messenger RNA, 999 nt
Organism: Suhomyces tanzawaensis NRRL Y-17324
Lineage: Eukaryota; Fungi; Ascomycota; Pichiomycetes; Serinales; Debaryomycetaceae
Gene: SUR2
Product: sphingosine hydroxylase
Exons: 1
Coding region: 1-999 (332 amino acids)
Biological process (GO): lipid biosynthetic process
Molecular function (GO): iron ion binding; oxidoreductase activity
Source: RefSeq, a predicted model, not a curated record